UUAUUUUCACCACAGUCAUCAAUUCUGACACAAUCAGCUGUAGCAGCCAACAUCGCUUACUAAGUUUAUCUUGAUGCGAAUAUCAUUCUAAAAACGUCUAAAGAACAUUUUAAUAUCAUAACAAAAAGGAAAAUAGUAAGUUUAAGCAUUUGACAAGUGAAUAGAAAACAAUUCUUUAAAUAUAAAAACUAAUGUGUAGCAUAUAUUGGUGUCUAUUAGUGACAUUUCCGUAUAUGUAAGUAGUGCUCCACAAAGCCAUAAGUUUGCCGUACAUACAAAACUCCAAGAGAUUGAGAAUGGAUUGGAGGCAGGCGGAAAUUUUCGAUUUGUUAUCCAUGUAUAGAGAAUCUGAGUGCCUAUGGAACUGUCUAAACCCUGAAUAUAAAGACGUGGACUUAAAGAAAAAUGCUUGGAGGGAAAUCGCUACAUUCUUCGGAAGAAAAGUGGAGGAUGUAAAGAAGAAAAUAAAAAAUUUGCGUACUAGUUACGUUUUAGAGAAAAAGAAAGUUGAGAGAAAGAGAGCCGAAUCCGGACGGUCGUCGUAUGAGCCGCGUUUAUUCUACUAUGAUGAAAUGACCUUUUUGGACCCCGUCAUAAUUUUACGAUUUCUUAAUCCUACAGAACAAAAUGGAUAUCCCUUAAGUGAAAUAAAUCAAACGAGUUCUACAAACGAUGGGCAUAUGAUAGCUGAAAAGAAAAAGCGCAAACUCUUCAGUAAUUCUCAGACGGAGCGAUCACUUUCGGAGCAUUCUCCUAUAAAAAGACUGCGUGAUAUAAGUGAUGUGCAUUUAGAUAAUGUACUAGAAGACGAAUUAGAAGAGGAAGAGCAUUUAAGUAAAGAAGAUACAUUUUGUGCAAUGCUUUCCAGUGAACUUAAAUCACUUAAAUUCGAAGAUAUAUAUGACAAUGUGACAUCUGAAAUUUUUACUAUCCUAAGGAAUGCCAAAAUGGCAGAACGUCAAGUAGUAUACCAACCCGAAGAGACUAGAAAAGUAGCUAGUAUAAAGAUGUGAAAAUAGGCCUUUUCUAAUUCCUCACAAUAAAAGUUACGCCCACGUAUCGGAAGAAGGAAUUUUGAGCAGCAUUUGAGAAAUAUGCCAUUACAACAACAAUACUAAUAUUUUUAAAGUAAUUGUAAAUAUUUCUAUUUAUAUCCAUACAUAUAAAAGAAAGUUGUCAAAAUCUCUUGCUCUUUAUGUCAAAAUUUAAUACAACUCACAAAUACAAAAAUUUUAUUUUAAAUCAUAAGCAUUUGUUCAAAAAUCAUGUUUGUAGGAAUCAUUUGAAUAUUUAAUUUCUUCAAAAACAAAAAAAAAAAUAUCAAUAAAAACAAUAAAAACAAACUCACAUCUAUAUAUGUAUGUAUAUAAAUGAAAGUUGUUUUAGUUACACCAUUUAUAACACUUAGAACCAGGGUAAGGAUAUAGGAUACUUUUUAUCUCUUUAUGUCCAAAUUUAAUAAUCCUCAUAAAUACAAAAAUUAUAUUUCAAAUCAUAA
Messenger RNA from Bactrocera dorsalis (oriental fruit fly), 1498 nucleotides. RefSeq lists its product as uncharacterized. The transcript is spliced from 5 exons. The record is from RefSeq and is a predicted model, not a curated record. Bases 297 to 1013 code for a protein of 238 amino acids. Lineage: Eukaryota; Metazoa; Arthropoda; Insecta; Diptera; Tephritidae.